Elgaria multicarinata webbii is the source of this 924-nucleotide messenger RNA. Its product is annotated as olfactory receptor 5A2-like. The record is from RefSeq and is a predicted model, not a curated record. Gene Ontology annotation, molecular function: G protein-coupled receptor activity; odorant binding; olfactory receptor activity. Bases 1 to 924 code for a protein of 307 amino acids. Gene Ontology annotation, cellular component: membrane. Gene Ontology annotation, biological process: G protein-coupled receptor signaling pathway. NCBI's taxonomy places the organism in Eukaryota, Metazoa, Chordata, Lepidosauria, Squamata, Anguidae. The transcript has a single exon.
AUGGCAAACCAAACCAUUGAAGGCUAUUUUUCUCUCCUUGGCCUCACAAACAACCCACAGCUCCAGAUUUUGUUCUUUUUGUUUUUCUUCUUGAUUUAUCUUCUAACCCUGGCAGGAAACAUCAUGAUCAUGCUGGCUGUAAGGACCGAUCCAAGUUUGCAGAGCCCCAUGUACUUUUUCUUGAGCCACCUCUCUUUCCUUGACAUUUGCUAUUCUUCUGUCACUGUCCCAAAAAUGUUGGAGAUCAUCAUUACAAAGAAGAAGAACAUCUCUGUCAAUGGAUGCUUCACACAGGCAUUCUUUAUCUUGCUUUCAGCUACUACUGAAGUUUUUAUCCUUUCAGCAAUGGCUUAUGACAGAUACUCUGCUAUAUGUAAACCACUUCACUAUGUGGAAAUAAUGAAUGGAGUAUUGUGCCAAAACCUAGUGGCCAGUGCAUGGGUUAUUGGUUUCUUUUAUGCACUUGCAAACACAUUGCCACUGAUGAAGUUACAGUUCUGCGGGCCAAAUAUCAUAAGGCAUUUCAGUUGUGAGCUCCCUUCUAUCCUAUCUAUCUCCUGCAAUGAAACACUCAUAAACAAAAUGUUGUUCUUCAUUUCUGGAGGUGCUGUUGGUGUUGUUUCCCUGUUUCUCACUCUCUUCUCUUACAUUUACAUCAUCUCAACCAUCCUGAAGAUUAAUUCCACCAAAGGGAGACGUAAAGCUUUCUCUACCUGCAGCUCCCAUCUCUCCAUAGUAAUAUUGUUCUAUGGAACAGGCUACUUCCGCUAUCUGAGACCAAACUCAGUUUCAUCACUACUUUUAGAUGCAAUAUUUUCCAUACAAUACAGCAUCUUCACACCCCUGCUGAAUCCCAUCAUCUACAGCUUACAGAACAAGGAGGUGAAAACAGCAUUUAGGAAGAUACUGAGGCUAAAAUCUUGA